Messenger RNA from Phaeodactylum tricornutum CCAP 1055/1, 4101 nucleotides. RefSeq lists its product with no specific name. NCBI's taxonomy places the organism in Eukaryota, Bacillariophyta, Bacillariophyceae, Surirellales, Neidiaceae. Bases 1 to 4062 code for a protein of 1353 amino acids. Gene Ontology annotation, cellular component: condensin complex; nucleus. Gene Ontology annotation, biological process: mitotic sister chromatid segregation. The transcript has 3 exons. The record is from RefSeq and is a predicted model, not a curated record.
AUGAUAAUUACAGUUUUUGAAUUUGGCUGUGCGCCCGAAAACGAGGUUCGGAACGGACUCCACAACGGUUGCCGGAUGUAUUCCACAGUCACACGAUACCCCCUGAGAUUCGUUGGGGACAACCACGCUGUCGCUACGCCAACAGUUCCCACACGCCUUACCAUUGUUACCAUGCCUCGACAAAAAGCCGGCAAAAGCCCGGUCUUGGAUGCGGAUGAACGGGAGGCAGAUUUGGAGACGGCCCGCGAAGCGCUUUUGAACGCCGUCGAAGGAAACAACGGGGACGAAGAGAUCGCGGCGUUGUAUUCCACGACACCAGUUCUGCAGCUCUUUCUAUCGAGCAACACGAGCAUUACGCUCAAAGCUGGGCUCUCAUCAAGAGAACAAACGCAGCUGCUCUUGGAUUCCGUCAAAACCUGCAGUAAAGCACAGGCUCGGCGUUUGUUCGCUGGUUUGAAAGGUAUCGUUGUCAAGUUAGUCCAGGACGAAAUGUACGUUCCCGAAUCCGCCUACGACGACGGAAAAAGAAGUCAUGUAGACAACGAUAACGUCUUUCCAGACCCCGAGUCAUCCAAGGCUCUACACUUUCUCCGCAUGGCGACUCUCUGUCUGCAGGCGUACUUGGAAGUUUGUGCCGAAAAGCACGACAAUCCGAAAAAACAACUACCAAUGAUAGGGGAAGCGCUGGAACUCGCACAAACCCUGCACGACACGCUCUUCUCUCUCGAUUCCUGCGGAUCCGACGCUUUGGCUACCCAGAACGCGAUUGUCACGCUCUGUGAAACUUGGUGGCUACGCAACGCCAGUCAACGAGAACUCCUUUUGGUUCAGUCCCUCCCCUUACUAGUGGUGACAGCUCUCGGAGACGCCACGGGCGUGGCGCAAAAGUCGGAUGUCAAGCGGCUUUUCCAAAUUCGGGAUGCCUUGCAGGUCAUUGACUUUUCGGACGAUUCCAGCGAAUCACUGCGAACUCUUUUGCUGCGUAUGGCCGCGUCGCCCCAAUCGUUACGCAGUCCCGAAGGUCGCCGGUUUUUAGCCUACCUCUUUUACGUUGACGAGAGUUUGCAGAAAGAUCUGCAUCGUGCAUUUAGGGCACAAAUUCCGGACGCGAGAGCUUCCGUUAUCGAAGCAUACAGUGAGAUAUACUGGCGGGCGUGGAAAGAAGCACCCGAUGUCGUUAUUCAAGAAUCCAUUGAAUCCAACGUCCUAUCCGAUCUUAUCUACGCUGUUCUACACAUUGCCAACCCCAACAUGGCCACUUCGCUGAUGACUCUUUUGGAACCCUUUCACGACGCGAAGAAAAAUGCCGACGUAGAAACCUUGUUGCAUCGUAUGUAUGGUCCAAUUCUUUGGCGGUCUCUUUCCAGCGCCAACGCACUGGUCCGCGUCCAUGCUACCACCAUUCUCGCCGAGGUCUUUCCCCUUCAAGAACCCUCACACACCCAGACUGAAAAAGCGAUUCACAAGGCUGUUGCGUGCCUCAAGACGGUUUUGCAGGAUCGGGAUGCUCGAGUCCGUGUUGCGGCAUCCAUCGCAACGACCACGAUCCUUUCAACAUACUGGGACACAAUUCCAGCCACCGAAAUUCGAAGUCUAUUGAAUCAUAUUGUGGCUGAGCAUGCCUCCGACACUUCUUCCGCGGCGGUCCGUGCCGGGGCUCUCACUGCGGUCAGUCUUUUGUUGGACGCAACACAGUCACACGCGGUCCUGCGGACGUUGUUGCCUGCACUUGGCAAUUUAAUCCACGACAAGGUUGAAAAAGUGCGUUUGGCCGCGGUCCGAAUGUUGCUCCGCAUCAAAAAGAUUCCCGGUAUCAAGUACUAUCACGUUGUUCCGGUCGAUCACCUGAAAGCUAGACUUGCCGAUGAAGGUCGCUCGAACCCCACCAGUUCGGUGGCAUCGUCCUUGACGGCACUCAUGAUGAAUUCAUACUUUCCCCAGGGAGAAGGAGUGUCAGCUAUGGAUCAGAUGGAACGUACUAUUUCCUUUCUCUCGACAGACCCAGCGGCGGCGGCUGUCUUCUACGCCAACUUGGCUGACUAUUUCCCGGUUCCAGCGGUGGCCAAGCUAGCAGCCGUACUGUUGCGAUGUCUCCAUUCCUCGGUGCAAGCCGAAGAAGAAAAACAAGUGAAUGCGGUCGAUAUCGAUCAGGGACGCAAACGUCGUCGAUACGGAAAGCAACAGACGGAGGAGGACGAAGAUCCGUCCGAUGCGUCACUUCUUUCCGCUACGAAUACGGCGCUCAUGGCAGGUCUGGCGGAAACUAUUUGCACCCUGUGGCAAUCGAUCGAGGGGCAGCUCAACAAAUCCGAAAACGAAUGCACGAACGACUAUCUGGUAAAUGCAUUUUCGGGAUCCGGCCUCACCAGCGUUCUCAACUUCUACGAGCAAAUGGCUGUAUCGGAGGAUGAAGGUAACGGAGAAGAGCUUGGCAGUGUCCAGGAAGACUGCUAUAGGAUCUGCGCAGCUGUACUGAGAUCAGCAGGCCGCCUACCAUCAAAAGCUGUCAAAGGGCUCGUGCCGCACAUUUCGGAAAUCCUUGCGUCGCUUUCGGAACCGGACACUCCCAGCGUUCCUCGGAAAAAGGUGUCGGCACACAUCGCUCUACUAUGCUUGUGGGAUAUGACCGAAGAAGUCGCCCCUUCCUUGGCCCAAUCCAUCGAAGCAGCAUUUGAGAGUCAACACGAACUAGCUUUCUCGUCCCCUUCGUCGGACAAUAAGAAGCGACGCAGUGGUCGUCUAUCCAAGGCAAACAAAGAAUUAGUCGUACCAUCCUUGCCUUCCCGUGUCGCACUGAGCGUUCUGGGAGAUAUCUUACGUGGCUCCGAUCCUAGCAGUAUCGCGGCACGCGAAGCUCUUCUCUCGUCUGAGACUGCGUGCAGCGUACUGGAAAAGGCAUUGGAGCGGGGGACGAGACACGCCGAACGUCUGUUGAGUGCUGAUCCGACCUAUGCACAAUCGGUGAUUGACGAGGAAAUUGACUAUAUUCUGCAGGUUUGCGAAGCUUAUGGUCGGUUCGCUUUGCACAAAGAAGCCGUUUCCCAAAACACGGUCAAAUUUAGUCCCGAGGCUCAGCGCCUUGUUGCUUGGACAACCCACAAGGUUGUCCCAGCCUUUACCCUCCAGGGCGACGGACCAUUCGACGACCCAAACUUAUCACAGAUUGCUUUGGAAAAAAGCUUCGUAAGUUUUCCACUGUCUCCUAUCCCAACGGGGCCCGCUAGACGCCGUGCCAAUCGGAAUCAUACACCCAACCGACUGGACAACACUAUCGAAACUCCAAGGACGGUCGAAAAUACCUUUGUCUCGAAGCACGUCGCGAAGGAUUUCGCAGUCUCUCUCCUCCAGUCUUCUUGCGUUAUACUUUCGGAAUGGCUGGCAGUGGGAGGAUCCGGUGCCAGCGAAAUUGCUACCGCGGCGGUCAGUUGGUGCACAGUUUUUUCGAGCAAUGUUGUCGACGACACGUUGAAUCAGCUCCUGACCUCGUUCACUCGAUUGGCAUCACAACUCUGCAAAACGUCGGGAAACUUUUCUCUUCUCAAGCAGCUGUUGCUAUCGUUUCCCGAACCGCAAGAUGCGGGUGAAGAACCGUCGCCUAUCCGCACAACAAUUUCGGCAUUGGCUACGAGUCGUGGGAAGGCCACGGGAACGACGGUUACCCAAACAAUCGCCUGUGUCCUGGAGGCUGCCGCGGAGCAAUUGGUCCGUCUCCAAACCCAAGUGAGUGAUCGACUACCCGAUUCCUUGGGGGAGCUGUGGUCCGUACCCGAGGGAUGUGUGGGGUCCGCGUUGACGGCGGUGUUUCGGAGUCGUGCCGCGGCUCGGGAACUGGCAGCCCAAAUUAUUGACCAAUUCGAGCUCGACCACACGCGGCCUCAACCCACCGGUAGCGUUGCCCGGUUUCACGUCCAGUGUCUGUGGUUACUAUGUGACUCGCAGUCCAAUCCGGGAGCGGCGGACGUGAUGAAAAUGGUAGGUCGCAUCGAUGCGGAUAAGGUGGAAGCCGAAAAUGGACUGCGUGACCUGUUGGCCGAAGUACAGGACGUGAUCCAUCGGGUUUAACACAGAUUGUAUGGUAUGUAGGGUCCACGGCAAGGAUUG